Aspergillus mulundensis is the source of this 1299-nucleotide messenger RNA. Its product is annotated as FAD-dependent oxidoreductase. Bases 1 to 1299 code for a protein of 432 amino acids. Gene Ontology annotation, biological process: secondary metabolite biosynthetic process. The record is from RefSeq and is a predicted model, not a curated record. Gene Ontology annotation, molecular function: FAD binding. The transcript has 2 exons. Lineage: Eukaryota; Fungi; Ascomycota; Eurotiomycetes; Eurotiales; Aspergillaceae.
AUGUCUUCUUCACGCAAGGCAAUCAUCAUCGGCGCCGGGCCAGCGGGACUCUCCGCCGCGCUCCGCUUGCAUCAAACAACAAACAUUAAGCCCGUGAUAUAUGAGCUGCGACCAGAACCCACGACCUUAGGAGGUGCAAUAGGAAUUCCUUCCAAUGGCCUUCGACUCCUCGACCGGCUUGGUGUAUACGAUGCCUUGCUGAAACGAGGCAGCAGCCACAGUGGUUUCGCUAUGUAUUCCCUGACCAGAGGUAGGCUGGGUGGUCUGGAAGACUUUGUGGCUCACGCACGUGCAGAGACGGGGUACGGGUACAUGCGAGUCAAGAGGGUGGAUGUGGUGGAUGUCCUGCUUGACGCUGUACAGAAAGCCGAGAUCCCCGUUUACUUCGGGCGCAAGCUCGUUGGCGUUCUUGAUGGGGAGGACAAAGUUGGGGUGUCUGCUCAGUUCGAGGACGGCUCGACUGACAACGCCGACAUUUUGCUCGGGUGCGAUGGGAUACACUCGGCUGUGCGGCGUAUGUAUGUCGAUCCCGACCAGAAGCCAGAGUACUCUGGUUUGUCCGGGAUGUUCUCUAUCAUCCCCGCAUCACGACUAUCGGAGUCAGCAACACGUCAAAUGACAGGGUUGAGUGUGACCCUCACCGAGCAAGGAAUCUUCAUGGCGGCGCCCUGUACGGCCGGAAAAGACGAGAUAUACUGGGGCUUCCAGCGCGAAAUACCGGUGCCCGACACACAGCACAGUCGUGAUGGAUGGGAGGUCCGUGGACGUCAAGAGGUGGAUGGCUUCAGGGAUAAUCUGCAUGAGACCCUUGCAAAUGGUCAGGGAGACUGGAUCGACACGCUGAGACAGCUUGUCGAUGCAACCAACGUCAUUAAGCUGUAUCCAAUCUACCGGCUACCACUCGGCGGGACGUGGUCGCGUGGUCGCUGUCUGUUGCUCGGAGAUGCCGCGCAUGCCACCCAACCACAUGCAGGUCAGGGCGUUUCUCUGGCUCUCGAGGAUGUGUUCCUCAUAUGCCGUUUGCUGGCCGAUCCAACUCGGAGUAUAGAAGAGGCGUACGCAUCGUUUCACCGUAUUAGGAGUCCUCGGGUGGCUGAGAUCCAUCAGACCGCGGCGCGAAAUGGAGCUGUUCGAAAGAACGCUGGACCCUUUGGCCAGUGGUUGAAGGAAACGGCUCUCUGGCUCGCUCUUUCUGUGCCCUCGGGUCUGGGAAUUGGGGAUCGGCUGCUGGGCCAGAAGCACAGCACUUAUGACAUUGAGGAGGAGGAAAUAUUAAAUAUUUCGCACGGUUCUUUCUAG